Brassica oleracea var. oleracea is the source of this 3383-nucleotide messenger RNA. Its product is annotated as probable disease resistance protein RPP1. Gene Ontology annotation, biological process: signal transduction; defense response. Bases 108 to 3383 code for a protein of 1091 amino acids. NCBI's taxonomy places the organism in Eukaryota, Viridiplantae, Streptophyta, Magnoliopsida, Brassicales, Brassicaceae. Gene Ontology annotation, molecular function: ATP hydrolysis activity; ADP binding. The transcript is spliced from 4 exons. The record is from RefSeq and is a predicted model, not a curated record.
UAGAGUCAACGUCUUGAUUGAUACACGUUCUUCUUUUCUUUGUGCUAGGAGAUUGCUUUCUCCAACUAAGCAAAGAGGUUCUGUCUCCAGAGAUCUAUACAACACAAAUGGAUCCUUCUGUUUUACUUACCAAUGUUGUUUCUGCUGCAAUAGGCUUCUUCGUGUUCUUUAAACUGUUUAGAUCCCAUCAAGAAAACAAAGAACCCUCCUCAUUAUCAUCAUCAUUAUCAUCAGCUCCUUCAUCUACUAACUGUACAUACGACGUCUUCCCGAGCUUCCGCGGAGAAGAUGUCCGCAAGAACCUUUUCAGUCAUAUUCAAAAGGAGUUUCAGAGAAAAGGAAUCACACACUUCAACGAUAACGAGAUCAAGAGAGGAGAGUCCCUCCGUCCUGAAAUCGUAGCCGCCAUCAAAGGUUCUAAGUUCGCCAUCGUCUUGCUCUCGAGAAACUACGCUUCUUCGAAAUGGUGCCUUGACGAAUUGGUUGAGAUUAUGAAGUGCAAACAAGAGUUAGAUCAAACAGUGUUGCCCAUUUUCUACGAAGUUGAACCGUCUCAUGUAAAGAAGCUUACCGGAGAUUUUGGAAAAGUUUUCAGAGAGACUUGUGAGGGAAGAAGCAAAGAAGAAACUGAGAGAUGGAGACAAGCUUUGGAGGAGGUAGCUACAAUUGUUGGUUACCAUUCAAUCAACUGGGAUAAUGAAGCGGCCAUGAUAAAAAAAAUCGCUACUGAUGUUUCAGCAGAGCUGCUAAAUAAUGCGCCUUCAAAUGUUUUGGACGGUUAUGUUGGGAUGAGAGCUCAUAUGGCAAAGAUGGAACAAUUAUUAUGCCUAGAAUCUAAUGAAGUGAGGAUGAUAGGGAUUUUGGGUCCUUCCGGAAUUGGUAAGAGCACCAUCGCCAGAGCUCUAUUUGAAGAAUACUCUCAUAAGUUCCAGCUUAGUGUCUUCAUGGAGAAUAUCAGAAGACGGUAUCCAAUACCUUGUCGCGAUGUAUACAGCACGCAGCUGCAGCUACAAUCGGAGAUGUUAUCUCAAGUUUUCGACCAGCAGGGCAUCAAUAUUCGUCAUUUGGAUGUCGCAAAAGACAGAUUAAAAGACAAAAGAAUGCUCAUCGUUCUUGAUGAUGUGGACCAUGUGAUGCAACUAGAUGCACUGGCUAAAGAAGCUCGGUGGUUUGGUCCUGGAAGCCGGAUUAUCAUGACGACGCAAGAUAAAAGAGUUUUGCAUAGGCAUAGGAUUAACCAUAUACAUGAGGUGGGUUUCCCAUCUGACCGUAAGGCUCUUAAAAUCUUCUGCAUGUAUGCUUUUGGUCAAAAGUCACCGUGUUAUGGUUUUGAGAGCCUCGCUAGGAAAGUUACACAACUUUCCGGUAACCUACCUCUCGGACUAGUGGUUAUGGGGUCUUAUUUCCGAGGAAUGACGUCGAGGCAGGAGUGGGAAAUGGAACUACCAAGGUUAUGGAGUAGCGUUACCGGAGAAAUUGAAAGCGUUUUGAAGUUCAGUUACGAUGCUUUAUGUGAUGAAGAUAAAGAUUUAUUUAUCUAUAUAGCAUGUUUCUUCAACGACGAAUGGAUUGAAAGAGUGGAAGAAUUUCUAGCGGAGAAUUUCUCUAACGUGAGAUAUGGUCUUCGCGUUUUAGCUGAUAAAUCUCUCAUAUCUAUCGACCGUGGAUGGAUAAGGAUGCAUAAUUUGCUAGCAUGUUUUGGUAGAGAAAUUGUUAGUAAACAAUCAAUUCAUGGCCCUGGGCAGCGACAGUUUUUGGUUGAUGGUAGAGAGACAUGCCAAAUACUGAGUAACUCCUAUACACCAGGUAACAUAAAUGUAAUAGGCAUAGAUUGCGAAUAUUCUGAUAUAGAGGGUGGGUUAUAUAAGAAUGACAAAGCCUUCGAAAAAAUGAGUAAUCUCCAAUUCUUAAGGAUCGGUGAUACUCACCCGAGAGUGCACUUACCACAAAGUCUGAAAUACUUACCUCUGACACUUAGAUUACUAGAUUGGGAUGGUUUCCCAAUGACAAGCUUGCCUUCUAAUUUCAGUCCGGAGUUCCUCGUGGAAAUAUACAUGCCUUCAAGCAAUCUUGAGAAACUGUGGGAAGGAAGUCAAACAAUUAGAAAUCUCAAGCGGAUGUAUCUGAGGGAUUCCAAAAACCUGAAGGAGGUUCCUGAUCUCUCAACAGCCACUAAUCUAUGGAAAUUGGAUCUCAGCGGUUGCUCAAGUUUGGUGGAACUCCAGUCAUCUAUUGGGAAUGCAACUAAUCUCAAUGAACUGUUCCUCAGUCGUUGCUCAAGUUUGGUGGAGCUCCCAUCUUCCAUUGGGAAUGCCACCAAACUCAAGAGAUUGAAUCUUAGCAAUUGCUCAAGUUUGGUAGAGCUCCCGUUUUCUAUUGGGAAUGCUACUAAUCUCAUAGAACUGGAUCUCGGCGGCUGCAUUAGUCUGGUGGAGCUCCCUUCUUCUAUUGGAAACCUUCAUAAGUUGUCGUUGUUUACUUUGAAAGGUUGCUCAAAGAUAGAAGAACCCCUUCCGGUCAAUAUCAACAUGAAAUCUCUAAGAAUACUUGAUCUAGCCGAUUGCUCCUUGUUGAAAACAUUUCCUGAGGUUUACGCGAACAUUCAACGUCUCAGUCUCAACGGAACUGCUAUACAAAAACUCCCUUCGUCGACCACGUUAUGGACGCAUCUCUAUCACUUGGCUAUGCCGUACAGCGAAAGCCUGCGGACUUCUUCACCGCAUGCUUUUGACCUCAUCACGGAGCUCCACGUGUGCGAUCAAAGGAUACGAGAGCUAGCUCCAUGGAUAAAGGAAAUGACUCGUCUACGUAAACUUGUGAUCAGUGGAUGCACAAAGCUAGUUUCGCUACCGCAGCUCCCAGACUCCUUACGGUACCUAGACGCAGAGAACUGCAAGUCCCUAGAGAGGCUAGAUUCUUCUAUUUCUUCUUUACAACAUGUUGGUGCCAACUUUGGUAACUGCUUCAAACUGAAUCAAGAAGCAAGAGAGCUGAUCAUAAGGACUUGUAGAUUUGCGGUCUUGCCUGGUGAACAAAUGCCCAUGUACUUUCUUUGGCAGGCUACAGGGAGUUCCCUGUUGAUGAAAGGGAAUGGAAUGGAUCAUAUACCGUUGAUGGGUUGUGUAUUGGUAGUUAAUAAGAUUGGUGACAGGAGGAAGGAGGAGAUGGAUGUAUAUUAUUGCAUCAAGGAUGGUACCACCAGUGUAAGGCAUAGAUCAGGGAUUCACUCGCAGCGGUUCCCACUUUUAAACGAGCAUCUCUACACGUUAGAGAUCGAAGAAAAGGAGGUGAGUUGCGGGGAUUCAUCAGUGUUUGAGUUUGAAGUAAGAGAUAAGAAAUGGGAGGUUAGAGAAUGCGGUCUAAAUUUGGUUCCACAACUUUGA